UGGCCGGUGCGAUGGGCGGGGCCUGGGCGGGCGGGACGCGCCUCCCCGGGUGCCCGUGCGCGCAGAGGCCGCCUCGCUGUGCCGAAGUGCUGCCGCGCCGAAAGCCUCGGGAAAGGACGAGGAGCGGCGCGAGGCCGGGCCCGAUAUGCCUCCCGCUGCCGCGGUACCCGCCGGCGCCUGCGCGCCCGCGGCCUCGCAGUCGCAGUCCGGCCGCGAGCAGGCAGCGCUUUGAGGACUCGCCGCCUUCCCCGCGCUCUGCGGCUCCGCCUCGGCUCGCUUUCUCAGCCGCCGGCCGCCAUGGCGUGUGCCGCCCGGCAGAGCGCAGGCUCGGGACACACGGGACCUCCGCGGCACCGGGCGCUGCGCGGGCUGCUGUUGCUCUGUCUGUGGCUGCCGAGCGGGCGCGCGGCCGGACCGCCUACCGCGUCGCUGUCCGAGCUGCACGCGCAGCUCUCGGGCGUGGAUCAGCUGCUGGAGGAGUUCCGCUGGCAGCUGCAGCAGCAGCGGCCCCAGGAGGAGCUGGAGCUGGAGCUGCGCGCGGGCGGCGGCCCCAGGGAGGACUGCCCGGGCGCGGGCGGCGGCGGCUACAGCGCCAUGCCCGACGCCAUCAUCCGCACCAAGGACUCCCUCGCGGCCGGCGCCAGCUUCCUGCGGGCGCCGGCGGCCGUGCGGGACUGGCGGCAGUGCGUGGCGGCCUGCUGCUCCGAGCCGGGCUGCUCCCUGGCGGUGGUAGAGCUGUCUCCGCGGCCCACGCCCCUGGCCCCCGCGCUCGGCUGCUACCUCUUCAACUGCACCGCGCGCGGCCGCAGCGUCUGCAAGUUCGCGCCGCGCCGCGGCUACAGCAGCUACAGCUUCAGUCGCACCCGGCAGGGCGGGCCGGAAGUCCAGGAAGCUGGCGUCCCGGCCACGGCCCGGGCCUCGUCUCGGCUGGAAAAAGACAAUCCCCCACUUAGCAAGGCCGGGCAGGACGUGGUUUUGCAUCUCCCCAUGGAUGGGGUGAUUUUGGAUGGCCGCAGGAGCACAGAUGACCACGCCAUCGUCCAGUAUGAGUGGACACUGCUGCAGGGUGACCCCUCAGUGGACAUGAAAGUCCCUCAACCAGGAACCCUGAAACUGUCCCACUUACAGGAAGGAACGUACACCUUUCAGCUCACUGUGAUGGACACUGCCGGCCAGAGAAGCUCUGACAAUGUCUCGGUGACCGUGCUUCCCAUGACCUUCUCCACAGGAGGAUGCCUCAACACUUGCUCACGCUACCACUUUUUCUGUGAUGAUGGCUGUUGCAUUGACAUCACACUGGCCUGCGAUGGAAUGGAGCAGUGUCCUGAUGGGUCCGACGAAGCUUUCUGUCAAAAUUUGAGCCUUGCCGGGAAGAAGGUGACUCACACAGCAACUGCCCAGCCUAGAAGCACAGGACAGAGCAAAGACACAGCAGGGGGCUCCUUAGUGGAGAAGUCCCAGAAAGCCACUGCCCCAGACCAGCCACCUGUGUCAUCAAGCACAGAGAAGAGGAAUCAUUCUGCCUUCGGGGCACCAGAGAGUCAAGCUGAUCCUGUAAAACCAGAUGGUGGUUCCUCAGGGAAGAACAGAAAAGAGGAAAAUUAUAAUAUUUUUGAGUCAAAGAGCGAUCAAGGACGAGGAGAACACCCAGCCCCAGAAACAGGUGCAGUGCUCCCACUGUCACUGGGUCUGACCAUCACUGCUUUGCUGCUUCUCAUGGUUGCUUGCAGACUGAGACUGGUGAAGCAGAAACUUAAAAAAGCUCGUCCCAUUACAUCUGAGGAAUCCGACUACCUCAUAAAUGGGAUGUAUCUGUAAGAAGUGUAAUGUAAGUAGCUGGGGGCAAGGACAUGUUUCACUUGUAACAUAUGUAUAUUGGGUUCUGUAUAUUUGCAACCUCUUUUGUUUUUUACUGGGCUAAGAAAAUACUGAAAUCCCACAAGAUUCUGAAAAUCUCAAACCUUUUAUUUAUUGUAGAUUUUCUUGGGAAGUAUGUGAAAUAUUUUGAAAUUUAAGAGAGGAAUUCUUAUGAUGAAAGGCUUUCUAAGUUUAAUUUUGAUUUGUGUAAGCAGCCCUAAAAAUAGAAAUUUGUAGUUGGCCAAGGCAGAAAACUCAGCAUGCCAAAAGGUGGCCUUCAAAUGGCAGUGCUAACCCUUUGCUUUUCAGAAACUCCUCCCCAGCUCCCGCAGCCCUGGCUCCCUGUGCCCACUUCCCGUUCUGUGGCCCUCCUCUUCCGUUCAGCUAUGUGAUUUCCUUUCUCUUCUCCCUUCGAGACCUGUUCCUGAGACUGGAUUUCAACUGAGUUUCAAACUUCGAUGAGACGUUAUCUAAAGGCAGGAAUAUCUAAAUUGUAAUCCUCAUGGACAUGCCACCGAGGCCUCAGAGAGGGUGAAUGUGCGUUCUUUCCAGGGGUCAUGAGGUGACAGGAAGUCAAGGUAGAUUCAGAAAACCUGGUAGGGCAAUAAUCAUCACAGAAAUUUAGCUGAGGGCAAAGAGAGCGAGGAUGACAAUCGGUAUUUUCUUCUGUCUACUCAGCACUGCUUGAGUUCAGAACACAGCAGAUCAUUUGCACAGUCACUGGUUCUCAACAUUAGCCUGUGUUCAUGGAGGAGAAAAAUGCAUUCAAGUUGAAAAGCAGAACAUUGAAUGGCUUUGGGGGAACACCUUUUGUAAAAAUGUCAGGUUUUUUCAUCCCAAGGAAUAAGCCAGUUUUCCCCAUUACUUAUUUAAUGCAUUAGAAUGUUAGAAUGUGCAAUGAGCUAAUGCCAGGCUUAUGUGUUCCCAGAGCAAAAAGCAGUUUUACACAAAUUCAUGUCUACAAAAAACUGGCAUCUAGCUUUGCAUCUUUUCCCUUCUAAUCAAUCGGUAGGAUUCUAAAGCCAAUUAUUCCCAUCAUCACUUAAUGCCUGGAUUAUACACAUUGUAGAAAUUAUUCUGAGGAAUCUACAGUGUGGUCCCUGUCUACACUCACAUGAUGUUCCUAUUUACAUUUAUUGUAAGUGGCAAAUCUUUUAAAAUACUUGAAAACACUCAAGAACACUUUAUUACCAGACUGAACCAGAGGUUGCUUCUUUAACAAGGGGCUUACUUUAGGUUGGAGACAUAACAGAAUAACAAAUGGAAAAUUAAAUCUAGGAAAAACAAAUUGGUUAUUUUUACUUCCUGAGAAACUCAUUUUGUUGAAUGCACAGAACUGAGCAGAGAUUUAAAUUUCUCCCCAAGGAGAGUUUAGAGAAGUGACUGUGUGAAUAAACUUAAGAUGUUUGUACCCUGUAUGGGAUGCUGUGUAGUUUUUUCCCUAGAAGGAUGUCACUUACAGCCAUACUCAAUAAACUAGAAACUGACGAGGCAUGCGUCUUUCAGCACAUCUUUUAUACAUGAAGAAAUUAAAGUUUAGUAUUGCUGUGGUGUUGAAAUACUUACAAAAAGAUGUCCUGUAUCUAUGUGUACUAUAUUCCUUUAAUAAAUUGUAUUUUAUUCUUAA
Manis pentadactyla (Chinese pangolin) is the source of this 3484-nucleotide messenger RNA. RefSeq names its product LDL receptor related protein 11 (gene LRP11). The transcript has 7 exons. Gene Ontology annotation, molecular function: protein binding. The coding region runs from base 298 to 1818 and encodes 506 amino acids. The record is from RefSeq and is a predicted model, not a curated record. NCBI's taxonomy places the organism in Eukaryota, Metazoa, Chordata, Mammalia, Pholidota, Manidae.